Messenger RNA from Camarhynchus parvulus, 1672 nucleotides. It is a transcript of the gene IST1, whose product is annotated as IST1 factor associated with ESCRT-III. The transcript has 10 exons. Bases 144 to 1241 code for a protein of 365 amino acids. The record is from RefSeq and is a predicted model, not a curated record. NCBI's taxonomy places the organism in Eukaryota, Metazoa, Chordata, Aves, Passeriformes, Thraupidae. Gene Ontology annotation, biological process: protein transport.
CCCGGACUGCGUGCGAGCUGUGCCUGAGACUGGGUACUGAGAGUGCCGGCUAUGAGGAUCACUCCGCACGCGAUGAAGGCUUGCGGAAGCCGCGCGCCAUUUUGGGUGGCGGAGCUGCGGAGCGGCGGGUGAAAGUGUUUAUCAUGUUGGGCUCUGGGUUCAAGGCAGAGCGCUUGCGAGUCAACCUGCGCCUCGUCAUCAAUCGCCUCAAGCUACUGGAGAAAAAAAAAACUGAGUUGGCCCAGAAGGCAAGGAAGGAGAUUGCAGAUUACCUGGCAGCUGGAAAAGAUGAGCGUGCCAGGAUUCGUGUGGAGCACAUCAUCCGUGAAGAUUACCUUGUGGAGGCCAUGGAGAUCCUGGAGCUGUACUGUGAUCUGCUGCUCGCCCGCUUUGGCUUGAUCCAGUCCAUGAAGGAGCUGGAUUCUGGCCUGGCAGAGGCAGUAUCGACACUGAUUUGGGCUGCACCACGCCUCCAGUCAGAAGUGGCCGAGUUGAAAAUUGUUGCUGAUCAGUUGUGUGCUAAGUACAGCAAGGAGUAUGGGAAGCUGUGCCGGACAAACCAGAUUGGGACAGUCAAUGACAGGCUGAUGCACAAGCUGAGUGUGGAAGCACCACCCAAGAUCCUGGUGGAGAGAUACCUCAUUGAGAUUGCAAAGAACUACAAUGUGCCCUAUGAGCCUGACUCAGUGGUGAUGGCUGAAGCCCCGCCAGGUGGAGAGGCAGAUCUAAUUGAUGUGGGCUUCACGGAUGAUGUGAAGAAGGGUGGCCAUGGAGGGGGCGGAGGUGGUGGAUUUACAGCCCCAAUGAUAGGUCAUGAUGGGUUAGUACCCAUGCCCGUGAUGAUGCCUAUGCCCAUGCCAACAACAAAUCCACCCUUCUCUUAUCCACCUCCUAAGGGACCGGAGAACUUCAGUGGCCUGCCAGUGGGGACCUACCAGCCUUUCAGUAACAUCCACCCACCACCAAUUCCGGCAAACCCACCCACAUAUGAGUCCAUUGAUGAGCCUAACGCUGACAAGGAUGCUGCUGCACUAGUGCCUGGGCUUGAGCCCAAGCCAGAAGCUUCUCCUAAACCAAGAGCUGGAGCUCCUAAUACCUUUGAUAACUUUGUACUGCCUGAAUUGCCAUCUGUGCCAGACACACUGCCAACAGCAUCUGCUGGCGCCAACUCUUCUGCCUCAGAAGACAUUGACUUCGAUGAUCUUUCACGGAGGUUUGAGGAGCUGAAGAAGAAAACGUAAAACUUCCUGGGCUGCAGGAAGGAGAGGAAGGAGCUGUGUGAUAUCUCCUCUCUGAAACAGACUCUCUUUGAAAUUGGUUUCCUGUAUUAACCUCCAAUGAACGUGCUCUUCUUUUUGAGCUCUCUUCCUGCUGUACUUAAACCAAGUGCUGCCGCUUUCCUGAUCUUUGCUGCUCCAGGAGAUGAACUAUGGCCCAUCGAGGUCUGGAGGCGAGGCACGGAGGGUGGUCUCAUGGGAUACGCAGCAGCACCUUGUUUACCCUACCCGAGUCGCGGGGGAGGCAUCCCGGGACUGUAACGUACCCGUUGGUGACACUCUGCAGCUGUGCCGUGGCUGUUCCUGUCCCGUCCCUGCCCGCUUCCCGGGGCUCGCCCUCUGCCCCUCCUUCAAUAAAGCGCGGGCCGGAACUUGUCGUCGCCUCUGCUGCGCCG